This is a messenger RNA of Pseudovirgaria hyperparasitica, 1278 nucleotides long. Its product is annotated as PLP-dependent transferase. Lineage: Eukaryota; Fungi; Ascomycota; Dothideomycetes; Acrospermales; Acrospermaceae. Gene Ontology annotation, molecular function: pyridoxal phosphate binding; carbon-sulfur lyase activity. Gene Ontology annotation, biological process: transsulfuration. The transcript has 2 exons. Gene Ontology annotation, cellular component: cytoplasm. The coding region runs from base 1 to 1278 and encodes 425 amino acids. The record is from RefSeq and is a predicted model, not a curated record.
AUGGAUCCCCAUGUCGAAGAAGAAACCACUGCCAGCCUGAACAGCACAACCCACGCCCUGUCCACCCUCGCCCUCCACGCCGACGACAUCCUCAACUCAACAACAGACGUCGCCCCAGCCCUCCACGUCUCCACGACCUUCCGCUACCCGGAGAACCCAGACGACCUGGUCCCGAUCAACGGCGACGAGAACCCUACCCUCGCAAACCCAACCCACAUCUACUCCCGCGUCUCCGCCCCAACCUCAACCCGCCUCGAAACAAUCCUCUCCGCCCUCCUGCACGCCCCGGUCCUCGCCUACACCUCCGGCCUCGCCGCCUUCCACGCCUUGCUCGUCUACCUCCACCCCAAAACCGUCGCCAUCUCCGGCGGCUACCACGGCUGCCACGGCGUGCUGGGCAUAUACCGCAAACUCACCGGCUGCAAGGUUGUAGACCUCUUCGCUGACGACGAAGCCUGGGAUGCAGCGGGCUUGGGGAAGGGGGACUUGGUGCACGUCGAAACACCCGUUAAUCCCACCGGCGAAGCACGCGAUUUAGCGUUCUUUGUGAAGAGGGCGAGGGAGCGCGGGGCAUGGGUGUCCGUCGACGCGACGCUCGGCCCGCCGGGAUUGCAGGAGCCGUUUGGGGCGUAUGGAGUUGAUGUGGUGAUGCAUUCUGGGACGAAGUAUAUUGGGGGGCACAGCGAUUUGUUGCUUGGGGUGCUGGCGGUGAGGCGGAGGGAGUGGGUUGAGGGGUUGGGUGUGGAGAGGGUUUUCCUGGGGGCUGUGCCGGGGAGUAUGGAGGCUUGGCUUGGGAUCAGGGGGGUGAGGACGCUGGAGUUGCGGGUGCGGAGGCAGAGUGAGAGUGCGGAGAGGCUGGUGGGGUGGUUGGAUGGGUGUUUAAGGGGGGAGAGUCAGGGGGUCAAAGGGGAGGAUGGCAAGGGGGAGAAAGAAGACGAAGAAGAAGAAGCAGCAAUCGUAAGGUCAUGCGUGCACAGCGUCCAGCACGCCAGCCUCCAGAAAGCAGACAUGCACUGGCUCAAGCAGCAAAUGCCCGGCGGCUUCGGCCCCGUCUUCGCAAUCAACAUGAAGACUGCCGGCGCGGCGCGCGCCCUGCCCUCGAAGCUGACGCUGUUCCACCAUGCCACCAGUCUGGGCGGAGUGGAGAGCCUGAUCGAGUGGCGGCGCAUGAGCGACGAAGGCGUGGACGAGCGGCUGUUGCGCGUGAGUGUGGGGAUCGAGGACUGGGUUGAUUUGAAGGGGGACUUGGUGCGUGGGUUCAGGGCGUCGACUGUAUAG